AUGGUCCCCCAGGAAGGGGCAGACUGGAAGGCCCCAGGCCCCCUGGUCAAGGAAACAGGGGAAAGGAGAGUCCUUAGGAAGUCCCUGGAGACCCUGGAGGAAAUCCCACCAUGGGGGGAAAGAGGGCACCGCCAUGCACAAGAGGUCCCCACCUCCAAGGAGCCUCAGAAGGUUCCUGGAGAGCAAGCAAGCCCACACUCUCCCCAAAAGCAAGCGAGACACAAAGGGGGCUCCCAGGCCCGGCGUAGGAGAAGGGGACACUCAGGGUCCAUGCCAGUGCCUUGGGGGAAGGAGGCUCCCCUGAGCAGGGAGACAGGCCAGAGGCACAAGGCCAUGGCGCCUGCUCCCCCUGGGAGGCGAGCCAGCAGUACCAGCAGUAGCAUCACGAGUGUGAGCCCACAGGCCCCGGCAACUUUUGGAAUUGGGGCUCAGUACCAGGGCCUCGGAAAGCUGGACAUGAUGGCCAUCGUGUCCCAGUGUCACCUAGACAUCAAGCGAGGCCAAUGCACACUCGGGGUGCAGUGUGUUCCAUCCCGGCCUGCAGGAGUCGUGCCCCCUACAGCCAGAGGGCUGAGCACAGAGGUCCAGAACACCAGCCCAGGGCCCCAGGCUGCAGCUUCCUCCCCUGGCCACACCUUCCCGUGCAGUAUGCAGGACCCUGGCCUGGGAGCCUCCCCAAAACUAGGAUGGGAAGGGGUGACUGCGUCCUCCACAUCCCCUGACCCAGCGCUGCAAGGCUCGCUGCGAGUCCUGCAGAGGAAAAGGAAGCUCCAGGCAGCAGGCCAGGAGGAAGGCCCGCCAGCUCCUGGGUCCACAAGGCCCUCACAGGCUGUCACCCAGCCUCAGCCCCAGCUCCAGCACCAGCACCAAAGAGCCAGCCCCACACCCCAGGGGCAGGCCACCAGCCUGGGCUCUACCUGCGCCCCCGCUACCAUCGCCAGAGGCUCCGUGGUGUGGUACAAAUGCGCGGAGCACCCCUUUUGGCCGGCAGUGGUCACCAGUGUCAGCCUCAGCCGGCAGAUGGCCAGGGUGCUCUUGAUCGAGGCCAACCUGUGCGGGGAGCGCAGCGGCAUCCGGGUGCCUCUUGGCAGGCUGAAGCCCCUGGACUGUGAGGAGAAAGCAAAGCUCGUGCGCAGAGCCAGCAGGGCCUUCGGGCCCAGCCUCGCCUGGUGCCUCUCCCUGGUGGCCCACUACAGAGAAGGCCUGGCGCGAGGGUCUUUCCGGGGCUCCUUCCUGGAAUACUACGCGGCCGACGCCAGCUACCCCCUCCGCAGGGCUCUGCGAGGAGGACCAGGUCUGCUGCCCCUGUGCUUCCCUGAGGUCCACUACAGCGACCUAGAGGACUCUGAGGAGGAGGAGCAGGAGAAAGAGGACUCGCCACAUCCCAACCAGGCUCUGGGUUUGAAGGUGCCCCGCAAGAGGCUGCUGCCCGACCGCACCCGGGCCGUGAGGGACCGCACCAACCAGAAGAUAGUGGAUUUCAUCGUGAAGACCAAGGGCACCGACUGCCACUUGCUGGACAUCGUGCAGGGCAGGAAGCCAUCUCGCUGGCUGGAGGCCUUCUUGCAAGAGCGCAGGUACCUCGUCUGCAUGGAGACCUACCUGGAGGACGACGACCAGCUGCUCCUCGUGGCCCGACACCUGCAGCGCCUCUUUGAGCGCACUGAGGAGCCCAUGCUGGCUCUGCGUGCAGUGGACAAGGUGAGGCUGGUGAUGGAGGUGCUGCUACCAGAGGCUGUGAUCUGCUCCAUCGCCACCCUGGAGGGGCUGGACUACCACGGUGCACAGGAAAAGUUUCUGCGUGGGCCCCUGGUGCACCCUCGAGAGAAAGAGCUGUUUGACAGGAAGAUCAGGAGAGAGAGGAAGAAGAGAUCCAGGGCCAGCGAGGAGCUGCUCUGCACCCCUCCUAAGUCUGCGCCCACACCCUAGUGGGGAACCCUCCUCCUCAGUCCGUGCACAGAGAGGCUGUGCUCACAAUAAAAGCUCUGCACCCCUCC
Messenger RNA from Cavia porcellus (domestic guinea pig), 1997 nucleotides. RefSeq names its product PWWP domain-containing DNA repair factor 4-like. The transcript has a single exon. Bases 1 to 1929 code for a protein of 642 amino acids. Lineage: Eukaryota; Metazoa; Chordata; Mammalia; Rodentia; Caviidae. The record is from RefSeq and is a predicted model, not a curated record.